UGUGGAUAUUUUUGUCCUGGUCAUAGCUUCAAGAUUUGAAGAGGAACAGCAGCUAUCUGUAAAUUUUCACUUGCUCUUGCAUGUGAGGUGCUUCAAAAGACACAAGGAAAGACUAAAAUGCUUUCAGGACUUCUCAGCUGCCUAAUUAGGAUCAUCUUGUCUGGGACACGAUCGCGAAGUGACAACAGGGUCAUCCUUUCUCUGCCAGAUUCCCAUCUUAAAGGAGUUCCAGGAGACCUUUAAGUAUGGGAUGGUGUUCCUUGAGUCUGUUCAAGUCCAGCAUCAGAGGAGACUUCUGCCUGAUUUAUGCCAGCCCAAUGGUAGAACAUGUAUUUUUUGGAUGAGGCAAGCAUCAAGGACUUUUGAGUGGCAAAGGGAUGGACCAGGUGGAAACAGGCAGGCCUGCAGCAGUGCAGAGGAUACACACAGCCUGAGCAGAAGGGAAACAAAAGCUAGGGAUGGACAGAAAACCAAUAGUGCCAGACCUGGUGCUUUAACAUCACCUCCAGAGAUGCACGACUGCAUGGGGGACUGGGUAACACUUCUGAGCAGCUUUCUGGCCAGUUUAAAAGGUAGAGCAUUCCUAUCUUCCACUUGGAAAAAAAGAACUGCGUGGAUGGAUGCCACGGUCCCAAGAAGGAGGUUGAAUCAAAUAACGCUCCCAAUUUGCAAAGGAAUGGAAACAUUCAAGUACGUGAGCACUUCAACCAGAUCGCAGCACAAGCUGGGGCACGGUAGGAGCUGGACUAAAUGGGCAGAGCUAUACAGUCAGCGACAGUGGUUUACAACAUGUGGCCUACAGACUUCUAGGGAUCCACAGAGGACUUUCAAGGGCUGCAGAAGAGUGCUGCUACAGGCAACGGUGCUACACCGGAGAUAACUGAAUGGCAAAGGAGGGUGGAUAUUUUAGACAAGCCUACAUCUGCAGGAAGGAAGAGAAUGUGACACCUCUGUAGGACGUCAGUUUUAAAACAAAUGCAGCAGGAUCCAGUGGUUUUCCAUUUUUAAGCUCAAGUCCUCCUACUAUGACAGAAUUACAAGUGGUAAAUUAAUUACUUGGACAAUCCAAAUGGGUAACGAAGAGGGAGCUGAAUGAUGGCUUGAAGACCUUCCGUACUUCAGUCACUCCAGUGGACUAGAAGGAUGCUAGGGCCAGGUACCACAGCGGGCAGUGGAACACUGCAGUCAAAGCUACUUUCCAUGACAUAGUCUGGAGCCAACUCUGCAUCUCUGCAGAGGAUAUGACAGCACCAGACUCCUUUAACUUCUUCUGCCUUCUUUGCUCUCUGUCUACUAAGAGAGUGAAUUCUGAGUUUUGGACCCUGCAUAUAUUUUAUCCAUAGCAACCACAACACUUCCCUCAGAUUUGCUAAAACACACGUCUUUAAUUUAGAACAAGGAAGAUGGAUCUUCCUGCUGAUACUCUGCUUCUGAGCUCAUCUGAAAUUUAGAAGUCAGCAUCUUUGCUACAUCAGGACUUUCCGAUGGCUUUCCCCAUCUUACAGCCUCCAAAGUCUGGCUUAGCAACCCAUAACCUUUGCAAGCAAUCACUGGGAAAGCACUGAAGACAAAUUGUUGAGUGAUGAUUCACUCUACCAUGGUUUGGUUGCUUUAUCAUUUUCUAAUGCUGCUGAUGGGAAGAUAUUUUCUAUUGUGAGAGGCUCGUUUUCCUGCUCCAUUGGAACAAGGAUUUCCUGAGGAGUGACUUCUCCUUACAGCAUGUGAAAUUUCUUGUCUUUUAGCUCCUGGAAGGCUAACUUAAUUAACCAUCACCCAGUUACUUACUACCUUCCUGUUCCCUCUCACCUUUUCAACACCCACUUUAAAGCAGAGGGCUCCUCACAAGACUCAGACACUGGGAAACAGGGCGUGACUGAGGAAAAGCCAUCAUAAAUCAGCAGCGGAGGAGGAAAUGUGUAGGACUAGGCUGGAGCAAUCAGGGGCCGCAUGUAGACAACAGCGCUGGGUAUUGCCCGCGGUGGGGAGCCACACUGCAGUCCUGGCACUGCUGGCCUUCAGCAUCAACUCCAGCUUGGAACGGCCACCUCCAGUGCCGACAGUCACAGCAAAAGACUUCUUUCCCCUCCAACCAGAAACAGCACUCGGGGCUUCUCAAGAAAGCAAAGGCACAACAGAAGUCAAGGUUUAUCUGCUCAGGCAGAAAGCCCAAAGCCGCUGCAUUCUUCUCUUAUUUACAGUCUUUGGUGAGGACUACCCUCCCCUGAUGACUGCAGAUUUUAAUAUUUCAUUACAAAUACAGCUGGCUGCUUUGGGAUGCUUGCAGGCAUAGCUGCACCUGUUAGGCUAGAUGCUUAAUGAAAUAAAAAGGCAUGUUCUGAGGGACACGGUCUCCUCAGUGACAGACUGCAUGUUUAAAAGAGUUCAUUAAUGUCAUCCCGUGUGACCUCCUGCGUGACCAUCCCUACAGGACUUUCACAAAGGGAUGCUCUAGAGAAGCCAUUAACUCCCCCAAAAAAGUAGUGUCUUAAAAAUCUUUCGUAGUGUCUUAAAAAUCUUUUAAGACCCUACAAAACCUAUAGAAAUGCCUCUGGACUGAUGGUGAGGGCGGGUACACGUAGGUGUGCGCCUUUAGGUUGGUGGAGUAGAAGAGAUGUCAGUCACAUCACAUAGCUCGCUGUUGUUGUCCCCUUCUCAGCUCCCAGGGGGCUGGGAGAAGCAGCUGUACUGCAGGGAUGCCAGCCGUCAGCAAAAUACAGCCAUUGUUUUAUCAGUUUAGUGCUCUUUAUUUCCUAAUUUAUUUACCAGGGACAUGUGUGGUGUUCAGUGAAAGCUAGUGUGCUGAAGUCUGAAAAACACCCUUCCGUUUGCUGAUGUGUUAGUUCUUAUUAAAUAAAACUGAUCUGUUGAAGAAAAUUAAAGUUUUAUUAAAAAUAAAUUAAUAAAAAAAAGAGGAGGGGAGGAAAGAGAUGAGCAGGAAAAUUCCAGAAAAGUGAAAUACCAAAGCGAAAUAGCUCCUUGGCUCACACUGGGAGGAGAUAAAACGGAAAGCAGAUUGACCCAGUCUCAUUCUCAUUUUCUAACUGAUUGCACUGGACAUCAAGUGCCCCAGGGAGGGCAGGGACCUCACAGCAUGCAGCUCCUGCCCCAGCAACACAUGCACAGAAGGGUAAAUGGUCGCUUUGUGGCCACAUAUCUCAACGAGCCCAAUCUGCUCUGCAUGCAAGCUGCCGGCCUUGUGUUUGCCAGCUCAGGUGCUGCUAUCUCCUUCCCAUUUACGUAAAGAUAUCUGUAAUGGCCGGGGCCCCACGGCAAGUGCUGCCAACCUCUGUACCAAGAGGAAUUAAUUGCAGGAUAGGGGCCCGCUGUGGCGCAGAUAAAAGGGAUCUAGAAAAGUGACGGAGCCCAGACAGCAUUAGAUAAAUGGUGGUGAGAAAGCCUGCAUUAAUAGCACUAAUGUAGCUGUGUUUCCUGAAAAAAAGAACAAGAAAUUCCCUAGUGUAGACAUACUUAUUGUUGGCCAAAAAGCAUUCUGAAUUCCUCAAUAAUCAGGCAGGAAGUGGUAAAAACUGUCAGAUGAAAUGACCAAUAUGUUAUUUUUUCCAUUAUCAAAAAUAUAUUUUAGGUCAUUACUAUUAGAGAAAAACAUUUUGUGGCCAAUCCGAUUUAUUUUUUCAGCCAUAAUAAAUUUGGCGGUGAUAGACAGCAAAAGGAAUUUCUGUACACAAAAAUGCAUUAUAAGAACUUUGUUUCAAUCCAGAUCAGUACUUUGCCUUAUAGGUGCAUUAGUCACUAGCGCACACUGCUCUUUCAAAAAUUUGCACAAAUAGAAAUUAUGUGUUAGUGUUUUCCCAGUCAGCAAUCAGAAAACCAGAAUUGUAAUAACCAUAAAUUUUUGUACUGCAUGGAGACAGCUGGAGUUUUCAUCGCAAACUGACACAAAACAUACAAGGUAGUUUCUGGUUGGAUUUAGUCUCUUUAUGCAAUCACUUUUGUUUGAUUUCCUCCAUGACAGAAAUCGAAUUGUUGACUCGUAUCAGAAUAGGUCUACCAGCUUGCUUUGGUUGGCUGUUCUGAGAACCUCCCAUCACGAUUUCCUGUUCUCUCCAUUUUAGAGGAGCUCUCUCUUUCCUCUGAUGGGUGUAAAGCAGUCGGACCCACCUGGUGUUGCUGCCGGAGUUGCGUCAGCAGCGUAACACUGUGGUUCCUUCCAACUUCCUUCUCUGUAGAUAAAGAGAAAGGAGGACGCUAGCUUAAUAACUUCUCCCCAUUGUGCCCCAGAGGUUAGGCAUCUUGCCAUACACAGAUGUUAUCAAAAAUGGAAUCAUUUUAUAAAUAAACUGUGAAUUAACAGCAGUCUGGAUAAAUGUAUGCCUUGGUCCAAGGCUGAUGUAUUCCAUUCUUUGUGAGCAUUCCCUAAAUAAACCGAAUGUUUUCAUUUUGUACUUUGUUAUGAUUUAUCACAUUGUGGUUUAUUUAAGUCCUUCAAUGCUCUCUCUUCCAUUUGCUGAACUUUAGGUAUGGAAUUAAGAUACCCUUGACUGCACAGUCUCCCCUCUGUGUCUUGAAGGAGAAGCCCCAUAGCUAUCACAAUGGAUUAAGAUGCCCUACAUUAAAAACCUGUGUCACUUUUACAACUCUGUGCAUUUAUGCAAAAAGACAUCAGUAGCUAAUGGGUCCAUCCAAGACAUUAAGUUGAAUGGACACAUUUUUCAUAGCUGUGGUAAUUACGAAUACUCUGAAAAAGGCUCCUUUGCCAACUGUAGCCAAAGAAAAUCGAAUACUGUUCCCUUGCAAAAAAAUGCUCUGCAAAUAUUCAGCCAUCUUAUUCCAUUACAUACUAUUAUGAAAAACAGUGAUUUGUUUAUUUGUUGGAAGUUAUAUAUGUAUGUACAGUAGAUCUUUUGAAAGUCCAUAAAUGCUGCUUUAGCCAGCAGUGUAUCAAAAGCAUGGCCUUCAGCUAAGAGCUCUUC
Molecule: messenger RNA, 4931 nt
Organism: Cygnus atratus (black swan)
Lineage: Eukaryota; Metazoa; Chordata; Aves; Anseriformes; Anatidae
Exons: 7
Coding region: 251-880 (209 amino acids)
Source: RefSeq, a predicted model, not a curated record